Molecule: messenger RNA, 2002 nt
Organism: Rana temporaria (common frog)
Lineage: Eukaryota; Metazoa; Chordata; Amphibia; Anura; Ranidae
Gene: CLDN19
Product: claudin 19
Exons: 5
Coding region: 306-971 (221 amino acids)
Biological process (GO): cell adhesion; bicellular tight junction assembly
Cellular component (GO): plasma membrane; bicellular tight junction
Molecular function (GO): structural molecule activity
Source: RefSeq, a predicted model, not a curated record
UACAGACAUUAGUGUGUGUCUUUUUUUCCUUUUAUUGCCACUUUGUCCCCUGGGUGUCCUAGAGGCUUAGUGGAGUGUUAAACAUGAAGUUCUCGGCACCUCACUGUCCCCUUCACCUCUCUGCCUGGGAGAACAUCUUCAUGUACUAAGCUGCAGCUCACCCUGGUGUCACCGCCAGCCCAUUGGGACAGAACACAGGUGGAGAGGACUGCGUUGACCAACGAAGGACUGGACCGCAAGUUGCAGUUCAACCGGAUACUCAAAACUCAAAAAAGACUAAAAACUUUUGUUUAAACUCGGACACUAUGGCCAAUUCAGGAAUUCAGCUCCUUGGCUAUUUUCUGGCUUUGGGGGGAUGGAUAGGGAUCAUUUCUACCACAACGUUACCUCAAUGGAAGCAGUCGUCGUAUGCCGGGGAUGCCAUUAUCACAGCGGUGGGACUGUACGAGGGACUGUGGAUGUCAUGCGCCUCGCAGAGCACGGGGCAGGUGCAGUGUAAAGUCUUCGACUCCCUGCUGUCACUGGAGGUUCACAUCCAGACAAUCCGGGCUCUGAUGGUGAUCGCUAUGCUCCUGGGCUUCAUCGGAAUAAUCAUCAGCGUUGUGGGAAUGAAAUGUACCAAAGUGGGUGACAAUAAUCCCAUCGCUAAGGACAGAAUUGCUGUAUGUGGAGGAGCCCUUUUCAUUUUGGCAGGUCUCUGCACAUUAAUUGCAGUUUCGUGGUACGCCACGCAAGUUUCUCAUGACUUUUUCAACCCAAAUACACCAAUCAAUGCCCGGUAUGAGUUUGGAUCGGCGUUAUUCGUCGGUUGGGCAGCUUCCAGCCUCACCAUGCUUGGAGGAUCCUUCCUGUGCUGUUCAUGUCCCAACUUAGAUAGCAGAGGACAGCAAUACUACCGACAAUCCCAGCCGUCGGCUACUACCAGAGAAACCACAAAAAUACCUAUAAAGAAGAAGGAAGAGACAAGUUAAUAUCAGAAGUCAUCAAGUGAUACGUUACUGGUGACUAAGACUCUGGGAAGAAUUCUGGAGUAUCGAGAAAGAGACAUUUUUGAGGAACGUUGUGAUGGACCUGAUUAGUCUCCAGGAUGUAACAAUAAGGAACUGAUUCUUUCUUGGACUGAAGGACCCAGAUGAUGUCCAACUGGCCAGCUGUGAACUUCACAAGGACUGGUGUAUAAACCCUGCUAAACAGGAAAAUGUAGGUGUUGUCUAUAGCAACCAAUCAGAUGCUUGUUCUCAUAAAGAAGCCAACUCUGCCGCAAGCUGACAUUUCAUGUAUGGUAAGGCUUCUAGUGCUGGAUUCCUUUUCGACAAUUACUAGAAAUAGUUUUGUCAAGAGAUCAUAAUGAAGCCCUCAAGGAAUCCACCAAGAAAUGCAACGCUAUCCUUUGGCUUUGUGAUAGGUAUGACAGAUAGAAGGAGUGUUUCUAUGCAGUGGCGUAGCGUGGGGGGUGCAAGGGGGGCCACCGCCCCGGGUCGCUGUCACAAGUGUGGAGAGGAGGGAGUGCCAAUAACAGAUGAGACAUAGUAACAUAUGGAUGAUGUCACCACUCCAGGCUUUACCAGUCAUUAUCAAGCACGCUCUCCUCUUCCCUACAGCCACCGCUGUCUCACAUAGUGGAUCAUGUAACCAGACUGGUGCUAGCUGAAAAUAGGCAACUCCAUGGGUCAGGGGGGCGCAAAUUACUUGCCUCGCCCCAGGCGCUGACAACCCACGCUACGCCACUGUUUCUACGAGAAACUCUUAUUACAGUAGAUGUAAACCCAAUCAGUAAAUUCUCAAAUAAUCUAUAACAUGUUGAAAUAACUUCAAAAAACCUUCUUAUCUGCAGUUUUUGGUAAAAUAAUACCUGGUGAUACUGGCAUAAAGGUCCAAGUUCAGGAACUUCCUGUUAUGGGCUGACAACUGUCUCAGAAUUUUCCUCCUGCAUUGUCACCCUGUCACAAGCACUCCUAGUGGAGGCUUUAAAGGGGUUGUAAAGGUUAAUUCUUUAUUUUCU